AUGCUUACUCGGUUAAAUCAAGACACGCUUUUUCAAAUAUUUACCAAGAUUCAAGACGAGAAAUCAUUAUUUAGUUGUUUACUUGUUUGUCGUGAAUUCUGUCGAUGUGUUGUUCCAAUAUUAUGGCGGACACCAUUAGAUGGAAUUCCGAGUGCACGACUCUUUCAAACAUAUUUAUCUUGUCUACCGAAAGAAUCUUUACACUAUUUACGGAAUAACGGCAUUAGUAUUGAUUUGUCGAUUCCUCAGGCUUUUUUUGAUUAUAUUUCUUUUGCGAGAUAUAUCGAUACGUUAAAUCUUGAAAUAUCGGCGUUGAAAUGGUGCUCUCCUACGGUUUCCGAUGGUAUUGAUGCAUUUCGAAUAUGGAAACUAUGGAAUAUGCAUAGUGACGAGCAACAACAAAAAGCUCUUCUCAUGGUGCAUGAAUUAUAUAAAUGCUUUCUUGAUUUUAACCGAUGCAAAAAUCUACAUAGUCUAAAAGUAGAAAUUGGAUCCACCGGCAUAAAAAGAGUACAAGAACCACCAUUAUUCAAAGUGAAUUUCGACUUUCCUUCCGUAAACUAUGAUGAUAAUGCAUUGACACACCUUAGACGAGUUAUUCUGCGCGGUAAUUUUGAUAAGACAAGCGUUAUUCAAAGAUUAGCUAUGGAAUCUCGAGACAUCGAAUACCUUGCACUCGAUAGUUUAGAAAUGGAUGUGCCAGAAAGAGAAGCGGUAGAAUCGAUCAAGUUGAUUCAAAUGCAAAUAAAUUUAAUACAUCUCAGAAUUUCACAUCAUCAUUCUUCUUUUACAAGCAUUAUGGGAGCUUUGGUUUCUCAAAAACAUUCAUUAGCUAGUCUUGAACUGCACUGGGCCAACUUUGGGACAUUUAGUGAUACUGCAAUCGAAGGACUGGUUGAAUGUGUCAAUUUGAAAGCCUUAACAUUAAAAGGUUGUCAUAGUGGAGAUUCACAACUUUCAUUGAAACUUUCGACCGCAUUUUCUCGAUUGCAGUCUCUUCAUUUCGCUGAAUCAAAUACAAAUUUAGGAACUGACUUUAUCGCUAGUUGCAUCGCAACAGCAGGAAAGAAUUUACGUUACUUGAAAUUAGACAAAUCAAUGAACUUUCAAGGAACUGCUAGAACAACAAUUGCCCAAAAAUUAUCGCAAUUUUGUCCAAAUCUUGAGUUUUUAGAAAUUGCGGAGCUAGAUAAUAACGAUGUCGCUUCAAUUUUAUGUUCGUGCAAAAAGCUCGUUGACUUCAUUUUCACGCGCCUUGAUCCUUUUGAUGACCGUGCAUUUCUAGAACUUGGUCCAAAACUUUCACCAGGCCUGCAAUAUAUUAAAGUUGACCGAGUUUUACGUGAUCAGAGCCUAGAUUACUUUUUAUUUACAAGUUUCCUUAAUACAGUUGGACCGAAUUUUAAAUGCUUUGAUUGGGUACAUGACCGUCAGACAAAAUUAUACCCACGAGAUAUUCAUCUAAUGCCGAAAAGCAUUAAUCAGGGCAUGGUCGGGGAAAUGUUCGAGAAGAAUAAAGAAAAAUCAAUCGAUGAGAUCGUCGAAUCUGAAUUUUUUGGAUUUCUUUCGUUGUAUCCGACUAAUAGAUCGCAUGGUAUGAACAUGAUUUCUCCGAAUGAUUUCACUUAG
Molecule: messenger RNA, 1629 nt
Organism: Ambispora gerdemannii
Lineage: Eukaryota; Fungi; Glomeromycota; Glomeromycetes; Archaeosporales; Ambisporaceae
Source: the annotation of a GenBank genome assembly